Molecule: messenger RNA, 6421 nt
Organism: Acanthaster planci (crown-of-thorns starfish)
Lineage: Eukaryota; Metazoa; Echinodermata; Asteroidea; Valvatida; Acanthasteridae
Product: glutamine--fructose-6-phosphate aminotransferase [isomerizing] 1-like
Biological process (GO): UDP-N-acetylglucosamine metabolic process; carbohydrate derivative biosynthetic process; fructose 6-phosphate metabolic process
Molecular function (GO): carbohydrate derivative binding; L-glutamine:D-fructose-6-phosphate transaminase (isomerizing) activity
Source: RefSeq, a predicted model, not a curated record
CGUACCGUAGCUAGCUGUGCGCGCCGGUCAUGCCGCUGUUAAUGUCAAUUUGACACGUCGCAAAAACUUUCUUCGCCUCGGCCGGCUGGGUUGCGUUGUGUUACAUGUUGUUGGUUGCAAGUUAGUUGUGCUAUGAUCAUGGUGAUGAAGAAACGGUGUCCGCUUACGUAAAUUUAUAGAGUAUUUUCUCGAUUAGUAAAGGGAAAGCCCAUCAUUCAAUGUUCAAGGUCCUACAUGCCCUUAAUCUAUUAAACACUGCAUUCUGACGUCAAUAUGUGUGGGAUAUUUGCCUACAUCAACCACUUGGUGCCAAAGCAGCGCAAGGUCAUCUUAGAGACUUUAAUCAAUGGCCUGAAACGUCUGGAGUACAGAGGCUAUGACUCUGCAGGUCUUGCAGUUGAAGGAAUAAAUACAUCACCGAGAGAGGAUGUCAAGUGUCGUGUUAGCCGUAUCAUCAAGAAGCAGGGCAAAGUCAAGGCUCUAGAGGAGGAGAUUGCCAUGCAAGAGGAUCUGGAUAUGGAUCUGGAGUUUGAUGUACAUUGUGGCAUUGCGCAUACUCGCUGGGCAACUCACGGUGUGCCCAAUGAAGUCAACAGCCAUCCCCAACGGUCUGGAGAGAACAAUGAGUUCUUGGUGAUUCACAAUGGAAUCAUCACUAACUAUAAGGACAUCAAGACUUUCCUUCAGAGCAAGGGUUUCAUCUUUGAGUCAGACACAGACACAGAGGUCAUCGCCAAACUCAUCAAGUACAUCUACGAUACACGGGAGGACAAGUACAUGACAUUUCGCGAACUGGUGGAGAGUGUCAUUAUUCAGCUGGAAGGUGCUUUUGCCUUGGCCUUCAUGAGCACUUAUUUCCCUGGUCAGUGUGUGGCUACACGUCGCGGCAGUCCCCUGCUCAUUGGCAUAAAGACCAAGCAGAAAUUGAACAGUGACUAUGUGCCUAUUCUCUACAGAGACAACAGCCACAGAGCAACUACCAUAGAGCGGUCCAUCAGCUUGAGAAAUUUCGAGAUUGUUGGGGAAUCUAAGGAGGCCGAAUACUUUUUUGCAAGUGAUGCCAGUGCUGUUAUAGAGCACACAAACCGAGUAAUCUACCUGGAAGAUAAUGAUGUAGCAGCUGUGCAAGAUGGAUGCUUGUCAAUUCAUCGAAUCAAGAAGGAGGAAGGAGACCUUAUGUCCCGUGAGGUACAGACACUCAAGAUGGAACUUCAGCAGAUUAUGAAGGGUAACUACAACUACUUUAUGCAGAAAGAGAUUUUUGAGCAGGCAGAGAGUGUUGUCAACACGAUGAGGGGAAGGCUGAACUUUGAGGACUUCAUUGUAAAUCUGGGAGGCUUAAAGCAUUAUCUGUCAGAAAUCAAUCGCUGCCGAAGACUUCUUUUCAUUGCUUGCGGAACAAGCUAUCACUCAGCAAUGGCUACGAGACAACUCAUGGAGGAAUUGACUCAGCUACCUGUUAUGAUUGAGCUUUCCAGUGAUUUCUUGGAUCGCCGCACGCCCAUCUUCAGAGAUGAUGUCUGCUUCUUCAUUAGCCAAUCAGGUGAAACUGCAGACACUCUGAAUGCCCUACGUUACUGCAAGGGACAUGGCGCUCUUCUGGUUGGAAUUACCAAUACUGUUGGUAGCACAAUCUCCAGAGAGACUCAGUGCGGUGUUCACAUCAAUGCUGGACCGGAAAUCGGCGUAGCCAGUACCAAGGCAUACACCAGUCAGUUCAUUUCACUGGUCAUGUUUGCACUCAUGAUGAACCAGGACCGCCUGUCAGGAGUGGAGAGAAGGAAGGCCAUUAUUUCUGAUCUGCGGAGAUUACCCGACCUUAUCAAAGAAAUCCUGCUGAUGGACGAUAAGAUUAAGAAGCUUGCGGAGGAGUUGCAAGAAGAGAAAAGCAUUCUCCUGAUGGGGAGGGGCUUCAACUUUGCCACUUGUCUGGAAGGGGCAUUGAAAAUCAAGGAGUUGUGCUACCUCCACUCAGAGGGUAUUCUGGCUGGUGAAUUAAAACACGGUCCAUUGGCUCUAGUGGAUGAAGACAUGCCUGUCAUUCUCAUUGCAAUGAAAGAUGGAACCUACACGAAGUGCCAGAAUGCCCUUCAUGAAGUCCUGGCAAGGAAAUGUCGGCCCAUUGUCAUCUGUGACAAGACAGACAUAGAGAUGCAGAGAGUGUCAUCCCGAUCCAUCGGCAUCCCUGGUUGCGUGGACUGCCUACAAGGGAUCCUGAGUGUAAUCCCCUUACAACUACUGGCAUUCCACAUUGCUGUUUUGCGUGGCUUUGAUGUUGACUGCCCACGUAAUUUGGCGAAGUCUGUCACUGUGGAAUGAAAUUUCUCAUUGGUGCAGUUUCCAAGGGAUUCUGUACAGUUUGUUUUCGUGACAUCAGAUUUCCCUUUUGCCCUAUUCGGUUUUUGGUUUGUUUUUGUUUUAGCAAGUAUUUAAAGUAUUUGUUACAUGACAGUAAUUCAGCUUUCAUGUUUCUGUUUGCAUGCACUUACAUUCCACAAGGCAUGAGUAGUAUCAGUCAAAAAGGCAUUCCCAGUCCCAGACGGAUGCAGGAUUAGAUACAGUUGUAUUUGACAAUGCCAAGUAGGCAGUGCGUCCCACAGUUCUGUGGCUCACAGGUAUGUAAAGCAGGGGGCUGGGCCUCACAGGACAGUGGGACUGUGCUAUCUUGCUGUUCCUUCAGUCUAAUUCUUAUCAUUUUCUUAUGAUUUGGAGAGAGCAGUGGCCAUGCAUUUGAUAAACAGACUUAAUAUUUUAGCCUGGUUCUGCAAGGAACAUUUUAAGAUUCUUUAUCAAUUCAUUUUAAAUCUAAAUGUUUUAUGUGGACAUGUGAAACCUAAGGUGUAUGUGUUCAGUUGUUAUUUACCAAUUGUACAUUUAUGCCAUCAAUGGUUAUGGAUUGCUAUUAGAUGUAUGGAACAUAUAUUCCAUCUGCGAACUACAUUUACACAACUUCAUGCAUGUAUUUAAUAUUAAUAACUCAUAAACCAAACAGCAUACUCCAGGUCAGUUCUGUGGGUGCUGUUAUGUACUUGUUUCUGUCAUAUACAUGGUGUCACCGAUUUUGUUAGUGAGCUCAGCAUUGUCUAGUUUUAAAAGUUUUUAGUGUCUUAGUGAAUAUUGAAAGAGUAUUGACAUUAAGUGUUGCAGACGUCCAUGUUUUGAAAGGAACAUAUGUAUACAAAAAACAGUACUGUAGUCGAGACCAUGUCAAAACCAAAACAAAACCAACACAAAACAUUUCAUUCAUUUUAAUUUAAUCAUUUAAACAAUUAACUUCAAUUAAUUUAUUCAUUAUCCCAGCAUGAAACUAUUUUUCUCGCUUUGUACCAAAUUAAACAUACAAUGGAUCAAAACAGAAAUUAAAAGUAAAGAUAUAAAUGUAAAAAGGAUAAAACAUCCAUUAGAAGUAAAAAUUAGUAGAAAUAUUACACCAGAUAUCGAUAAACCUCCUAAAUGUCACAAAAUAGGCCACAUCGAGGAAUACCUGGGGACAUUGGAGAGAGAACGAGGCCAGGCAGAAAUAAGAUGGGGAGUUAACAGUUUAAGAGGAGGACACACACGCACACACAAAGUACAAGAAUAUAAGGAAAUGAAAUGUACAUAACAAGGGAAGGAAACAGAGGAAGUUAUAGGAUUGAAACAAGGCAUGGAAAUGAGCAAAGAGAAACAACAAGAAGAGAGAGGGAUACACAGUAGAUGAAUGGCAAUGGGCAACAAAUAAAAUGAUGAUAAAUAAAUAAAUAAAUAAUAAACUAAAAGACGCGUAAAUGAGAGCAGAGGGGGAGGCAGGGGAAAACAUUAAUGGAAGGCAUUUCAAACAAAAAUACCUCGAGUAUCGCCACACCAAAAAUAGCAAAAAGGCAAGUGAUAUGACGAAACUGUGGUUAAAACAAGAAUUUGCAUUAGGUACCGCUGACAGACGAUAAAGAUUUGUAUUGGAUUAGGGGUGACGUUAUUUGCCAGACAUACUAUAAACAAAAAUAUGUGAAGUGGGUGAGUAUUAUUAUUGAUCUCAAAUAUUGGACAGUAACACCAAUUAUUAUUUCUGGCAGAUUUAAUGUUUCUAUUGUUUUGUCAACAUUAUCUACCGGUAGACCAUUUACCCACGUAAUACAGGACAACAUAACAGACACUUUGAUAAACUAUCCAAAGAACUACAAAAAUGCAUUCCAUUGUCAUUCAUCAUCCUGUUACUUCAGAUUGGGCUUUUGACUUGUCAUGUGACUGGUCUUGUGUCAUGCUGUCAUGGUCUCAAUUGCAGUACAAUGCAUUUUAUUUUUGCAUCCAUACAUUUCAUCUCUCCUCAGACAUUGCACCAGAUUAUGAAUGACCAUCUUUGCUUAAAGUAGCCUGCUAGUAUAGUCCAGGGUUGAAUGAUACAGUAGGCACUGAAACAUUGGGGGGCUCAAGAAAAACUUGGGAGCCCCCUAAAAAUACCAGAGUGUGCUUUGAAACUCAAACUCACAGAAUUGUUUUAAUUUGAGAGUCUGUAUCUGCAUUUUUAUUGUUUGAAACGCUUCCAACAAGCUAGCCCAGUGUAACGUGUAACAUCAACAUAAAUUACAUAAGUUCCUGUGCUUCGAAAAUCAGUGGUGGUGACGCUCACUGAAUAUGAAUCUGUGGUUGAACCUGACUUCAGAGGUCAGCAAUACAUAAUCAGUUUGUUGGAGCUGUUGGUAGUAAGUUUACAGUAUACGAACUUUGAAAGUUUUUUUUUCUGUUAUAUGUUUGGUUGAUCUUUCUUUUAUUGUUUAAACGCAGAGAAUGAAGCAUUUAGGUUUGUCCAUUGUGGUCACGUCAGUUAGGAAAGACACGGGGCUAUAUUUAAAAGCACAUUUACAACUCAUUGGGCAUAUGCAUUCAGUUUGGUAUUGCUGUUCCUGAGAUUAAGAACGAAGUACAUGCAUGUAUUAUUAUUUCUGACAUCCUAGCUUGGGUUGGUUUUUCCCUCUUCCAAAGAGUAUGUCCAUUGCUGCUUUUGUGAGCUGGUUUCUUUGGCCAUGGAGGAAAGAUACAAAGAGUUUGAAUUGGCCGGUCUACAACAUUUGGCCAAUUACCGCUUUCUGGCAUGCCCGAAAUGUCCAUAUCCAGAGCGCAGGAUCAGGAGCGUUUCCUAACGCAUCAUUUGUUUCGCAGUCAUGAGACCCUUUUAUACCCAAUGAUCAUCGCCGCAAUUUUUCGCUGGUAAUCUGCAUCCUUAAAACUUUGUGUACUGAAGUAUAGGACAUUGAAUAGUGUUGAUUCGUUGGAGCUUGGUAUGCUCUCUCAACAAUAUCAGAUUUAAUGUCUUCUGCAGUUGCUUGUGUUAGGGCGUGUUCGCUAAAUGCUCAUGUGCUGUUGCAUGUAUCGCCCUUUUCGAACGCUUUCUUUUGGAGCUAUGUUUGGGAAAAAUAGCCAGUUUAUUACCUUUGUGUAUUAUUGGAAUCAUAUUUAUUACUGCAUUUAUACAAAGGCAUAUUUCAUAAGAUCACAUUGUCACUUCUUUUGAUGAAAUAGCGCAUUUUGUUCAUGAACUCAGCUUUUCAGUGGUGGUCAACAUGUUUGCAUCGUAGCCAAAUUCGUACCAAGUUUUUAAAAAGUGAUGCUUUGGAGGAAUAAAAUAAAAUUACAAACACUGCAUGGAUAUUUGAACAGCGUAUUAAAAUAAAAGUUCGUUCACGAUGGCAAAGGUAGGUCUAACGUUAGGGAUUUUUCUCUUUCUAUUUCCUGGUUACAGCGAUAAGUUUUCAAUUUGAAGCAAAGCACCAGUAUAACUAGAAUAUUACUGGCCCCACUUGUCUGGCUAAGAUGCGGGAGUAACCGGGCAUCUUUGGAAUGAUUUCUGUUAUUCGUCUGACUGGUCGGCGACGAUCAUUGGGCACUUUGAAGUGCCAGAGUUGUAACUCCUCCUCAGUCUUUUCUCCAUUCUUUGAUAUGCUGACUGAUGUUAAACAGUGUAGCAUCUUUACUAUCAGAAAUAGUAUCAGAAUUAGCCCCCCCCACCCCUAAUAACCCUUAGAGCCAACAUCAAAUAUUUCCAGUUCUGAAAAUGGUGAUAAUUCUGGAAGAAUGUGCAGUUUAUAACUAAGGUUUCCCUUUAAAAAGUGCCUUUUGGGUACUUAAUUAUUUUUGCCCUUCAGCAGUGGGAUUUAUAUGAUCGCCGGGUGUCCGAGUAUGCAAGAAAGUAAUGAAAAAGCUUACUCGGGUGGAACCUGAACCCACGACGUCUUAACAGGCGUCUUAUCCACUCAAUCACCGAGCUUGCUGAUCAGCUGGCUCGUUCGAGUCUUUUAAAUUGUUGACACUGUAGUCACGGUCCCACUCUGAAAAUGGGAGUAAACGAUGAUUUAAAAAAUUACUUCGGUAGAGGGCAGAACCAAAUGCUAAAUUUGCCUUUCUGUGACGCAAAAUUCCACCAACAGUAAGUGAAAACUGUCAAAAU